AUGGGGAAGAUCCCAUUAAAUAUAAAGGAUGGGCAUAGAGGCCCAUCAUGCGAAAAUGCCACAAUAUUCACUAGUCGGGUGAGCUGGAUUAUAAGAGUACAUGCGGAUAUGAGACAUGCAAGUUGGAAUGUGAUAGAUGAGAAGGAGAAGCACGAGCUCAUCAAUCGUGUUAGAGUAGGGGUUCCAAAAUUUGUGGCUGACUUCGUGUUGGAUUGGAGUAGAGACAAUCAUCGCAAAGCUGUAGUAAACACACUAGCUGAUAGGUACAACGCUUACCACUAUGAAUUACACAAGCACUACAAGAAAUUUGAUUCGCAUGAGAAGGCAUUAGCUGGUGAGGAGGCUUGUAAUAUAAUAGAGUUUUACAAAGAAACACACUGGUCCAAUAAGAAGGGUAAAUUCAUCAAUGCAGCUAGUGAACACAAUUAUAAUCUGAUGCUUGAGAGGUUGGGUGAGAAAGAAACUGAAGAGGAUGUUGAACUUGACAAUGGUGAUGUUUUCAAAGAGGUGUUGGGGUUCAAAUCUGGCUACGCACUAGGUCUGGGCCACUCUGUCAUACCUGAGCCCUCCCCAUUCCUGAAAAAGAACAAGGCAUUCAAACGUAUAGUUGAGGAGAAUGAAAGGAACAAGGAAUCUGCUGACUUAUAUAAGAGUAAACUAGAAUCACUGCUGGGUGAUAUGGCUGAGCUGCGAAAACAGUUUUCUGAGCAUGACAAACAAAUCAUGGCCAUAUCCUCACAUUUGGGGUCAAGUAGGGAGUCUCAACAAGAGACUCAAGGAGAUUUAUAAAAUUCCUAAUAUAUUGAAAAGGUUUUUUGAAGAAGGUCAUGGGGAUAUAACUAGUUUUUGUUCCCCCUAUUGGAAAUGAAAACAAUUAUAAUGUAUUUAUUUUGAUCAACUGUGGGGAAAGUUUGGGGGUCAUGUUUUGAGAAAAAAGGGAUGGGAGGUGUUCCAUGUAAGUGGACACGGGUUUUUGUUUUGGGAUUUCCAUAAACUAGUUUAAUAUGGGAAUGGGUACUAGAUUAUCUCUGUAUUCUAUCAGGUGAUGGUUUGCUGCUGAAUGAGUGAGUAUAUAUUUCAUUACAACUAUGAAGUAGUGUUUGGAAGUUCCUGGAUAUUUGUAAAAUGAUUGGGUACAGUUAAAUGCUAAUCAUUUUUAUUUUUUCACUUCAGGGAAACACAAGUAGUGCAUCAACGGAUCUGCAUAUAAGGGUUCCAGCAGGUCUAUUUUUUUUCAGUGAUGGAAUGUAUUAUUGGAAAGUCAUGGAAGUAUAAUUGUU
This is a messenger RNA of Carya illinoinensis, 1280 nucleotides long. RefSeq lists its product as uncharacterized. The transcript is spliced from 4 exons. The record is from RefSeq and is a predicted model, not a curated record. Bases 1 to 789 code for a protein of 262 amino acids. NCBI's taxonomy places the organism in Eukaryota, Viridiplantae, Streptophyta, Magnoliopsida, Fagales, Juglandaceae.